AUGGAUAAUGAUUUGGCACAAAUCCCAAUAAAAACAAAAUAUGGAAUUUUAAUUUGCCAGCCUUUGGAGCAGUUUAAAGGACUUGAAGUAAAAUUUAAAUUAAACAAUAAAAAUAUUUGUGAUGUUGCCGACGAAUUUGGGGAAAAUAUUUUGGAAAAAAUUGAAAUAGAAAAAGGAAAAAAUAAAAAAGGAUGCUCUCCUAAUUUAAUAAAAAUUAAUUUGAAAGAAAAAUUGAAAAAAUAUUUUAAUACAGAAAAGACUAAUUUAAACGAUUUUUUAAUUAAAAAUAGAGAAAGGAUGAUUAAUGAAUUGGAGGGAAGUUGUGGAGAAAAUAUUUUAAAAAUUAAUGCCGAAAAUUGGUUAUUUUUGGGGGGAACGGGUAAAAAUGAAUCUACGGUUAAUUGUCGAGGGGGUAUUGUUAAUGAAUUGAAUUUGAAGAUUGAAGAAGCGAUUGAACGUCUUGUGAAGAAAAUACCUGAAGAUGGCCAACUUAGGCAAGAAUAUGCAUCAAUCCGUGCUCAUUAUUUAUUGAACAAAAUGGGACUUAAAUUACAUUCUAAACUAGUCAAAAUAAUCGGGGGAAAUGAGAAGGAUUUGGUUAAAUUAUUCGAAAAAAUAGAGGUUCCUUUUGAUUCAGAAUUAAUCGAAAAUUCUUUAUAUGCAAAAACAAUAGUUGAAGAAAUGUUUGAUUUAAUGAGUGGGAAUGGGGAGGAAUUGGAAAACUUGAAGGAAGCAAUUCAAAAUCCAAAUGUUGAAUUGCCUGAAGAAAUGGUUGAUGAGAGAAAAUGGAUAAAGUCUUUGACUGAACGUGUGGCAGUCAAUAGAGAAAGUCCAAAAAGUUCAAGUAAAUCACCUAAGCCAAAAAAGAGUACUAAACGACCAACAAAUCCUUAUGAUAAUCAGAGUGAGGCAAGAAAGCUAGGCUAUGUUCAGCAUGAUGUAGCCAAGGUUCUGAUAGCUUAUGAACGUUUAAAUCGUUUCUUCAAAAUUGAGAAUUAUGCAAAUAAUUGGAAGGCUAAAAUAGAAGCAAAUAUUGAAAAUGAAUCAGUACGUUUAUUAAAUGAGGAUUUAUUUGAGAGCUAUUUAACUUAUAUAAAAAAUUUAAAAUAUGAUGAAAAUAUGCCUAUGAAUAUGGAAAUGUUUCUUUAUCGAACUUAUGGGUUAAAGAAAAAAUGUGGAGAAAAUUGA
Messenger RNA from Meloidogyne enterolobii, 1188 nucleotides. The record is from the annotation of a GenBank genome assembly. Lineage: Eukaryota; Metazoa; Nematoda; Chromadorea; Rhabditida; Meloidogynidae.